This is a messenger RNA of Oikopleura dioica, 1599 nucleotides long. The record is from the annotation of a GenBank genome assembly. NCBI's taxonomy places the organism in Eukaryota, Metazoa, Chordata, Appendicularia, Copelata, Oikopleuridae.
AUGAGUUUCUUUGCAGAUAAUUACAGUAACCGCUCGGGCGCAACAUCAAGAAGCUCUCUCUACCGACCGAGCUCUCGAGCUUCGCUUCCGUCCUUUCUGUCUCUUCAGAACUCGUCUUAUCGAGUCCUGCAAGAUGACGAAGACAAGUGGCUGACAGAAAUUCCUGUCGACCCGAUCUUCAUGGAGCACACCGACAAAAUCAACGUAAAGGUCGUCAAAUACUCGCUUCAAAUUUCUUGCGAGGUCUUUGAUACAAUCGGCGAGGGCAGAAUGGCCAAAACUCAACAGUACAAACUAAACAAAAGAAUCACUCUUCCUGACGAUUGCAAACUAGAAACCCUCGAUGUUGUUGUUGACAAGAAACGAACUGUCGUGCGGAUCGUUUGUGAUAAAAUACCUGGUCACAGCCGUUGCAUGAGCCGAAACUCAAGAGCGUCAAGAGCUGGCUCCCGGAUGGGCUCUGCACUUGGUUUUUAUGAUCAGCCAAGAUCUGGACUCGCGACUCCCAACAUGUUUGCUCCAACAUUCGGCCAACCAUCCCGUCCUGACUCAAGAUCAUCGUUUUACGGUGAAAUGAAUGGAGGUCGAAAUAUCAACGGCACCUCAAAGACGGAACUCGAUGAAGUAGAAAACAGUGAUAAGCGAUGGGAAUCCCGCUUGGUUCUCGACGAAAAUUUCGCUGGUGAAGUUGGCUCGAUCCGAAGCUACAAACGAAAUGAUUUUAUUUUAAUUGAGAAGAAAAUCCCUAUUCCUAGUGACGUCCAGCUAGGAACAGUGUCAACCUUUAUCAAAGAUGGUGUUGUCGUAAUCAUGGGAAUGAAGAAACAAAGCCAGUCAACUUUUGUCCCAAACGGUGCUGGAGAUCUUAAAAUCGACACGGCCACACAAGCCCAAAUUCACCGUGAGAUGACAUCUUCCUUGAAUGCUACUGAUUUGACACCCUCUCGUCCAACGAUGAUUGCUCCUCCUGCCGCGGUAAAGCAACCAGAGAGCCCUCAAUCCCCUGAGAAACCCCUCGCUCCGAUUAUUCCACCAGAGCAGAAAACUGAAUCAGCGAAAUCUGUGGAAAAAAAUGCGAUCGAAAAGCCAGCAGAAGCCAGAACGGAGGAGAAAACUCAACCUGCAAAACCUGAGGAAGAGAAAUUCGCCGCAAAAACUGAGUCUUUCCAGCUGCAAGAACAUCUUGGCCGUAGUUCUAGUCGAGCAACCCCAACUCAACGCUCCAGAAACGUUUCACAAUCUUCCGUUUCAUCGCGUCGAUCAAGUAUUUCUGAGGCUCAUAAAGCUGCUACUGAUGCCGAAUCCCAAGAAGACGAGUCCGGUAAUGGACCUGUCUGUGAAAUUAUUGAAAAUUCGGACAAAAAAUGGGAAGUUCGUUUGAAUGUCCCAGCUAUGUUCUUAGAAGCGCCUGAAAAUGUGAAAGUAAAAGUUUCGAAGAAGAAAAUUUCAAUCAAAGCUUCUGUGACCAAGUCUUCGAAAACCUCGACCCUUUCCCGAGAAGUCAAUAUCCCCUCUGACGUGAAUCAGAAAAAACUAUCUGUUGAAGCCGUGAAAGAAGAUGGAGCUCUGAUUCUUAGAUGCCCUAAACAUCAAAAAUAA